Messenger RNA from Eptesicus fuscus (big brown bat), 1462 nucleotides. Its product is annotated as saoe class I histocompatibility antigen, A alpha chain-like. The coding region runs from base 19 to 1152 and encodes 377 amino acids. The record is from RefSeq and is a predicted model, not a curated record. The transcript is spliced from 8 exons. Gene Ontology annotation, cellular component: external side of plasma membrane. Gene Ontology annotation, biological process: antigen processing and presentation of endogenous peptide antigen via MHC class Ib; immune response; positive regulation of T cell mediated cytotoxicity. Gene Ontology annotation, molecular function: signaling receptor binding; peptide antigen binding. NCBI's taxonomy places the organism in Eukaryota, Metazoa, Chordata, Mammalia, Chiroptera, Vespertilionidae.
GGUCCCCCGACGCCAAGGAUGCGGGUCCUGCGGCCCCCCACCCUCCUCCUGCUGCUCUCGGGGGCGCUGGUCCUGACCCCCAGCCGGGCCGCCCCGGCCCUGCCCCCCGUCCGCCCCCCAGGCCCCCACUCCAUGAGGUAUUUCAGCACCGCCGUGUCCCGGCCCGGCCGCGGGGAGCCCCGGUACCUCUCCGUCGGCUUCGUGGACGACACGCAGUUCGUGCGGUUCGACAGCGACGCGGCGAGUGGGAGGAUGGAGCCGCGGGCGCCGUGGAUGCAGCAGCCGUGGAUGGAGCGGGAGCACCCGGAGUACUGGGAGGAGGAGACGCUGGAAGCCAAGAGAGAAGAACACCGUUUCCGAGUGAAACUGCAGACCCUGCUCGGCUACUACAACCAGAGCGAGGACGGGUCUCACAUCUUCCAGAGGAUUAGAGGCUGUGAUGUGGGACCCGACGGACGCCUCCUCCGCGCGUACCACCAAUACGCCUACGACGGCAGGGACUACAUCGCCAUGAACGAGGACCUGACCUCCUGGAACGCGGCUGAUGCAGCGGCUGAAAUCACAAAGCGCAAGUGGGAGGCGUCCAGUGCGUUAGAGAGAAAGAGGAGCUACCUGGAGGGGGACUGUGUGAAGUGGCUCCUCAUUCACCUGGACAAAGGGAAGGAGACCCUGCUGCGCGCAGACCCUCCAAAGGCACACGUGACCCACCACCCCGUCUCUGCCCGUGAGGUCACCCUGAGGUGCUGGGCGCGGGGCUUCUACCCUGCGGACAUCAGCCUGACCUGGCAGCGUGACGGGGAGGACCAGACCCAGGACAUGGAGCUGGUGGAGACCAGGCCUGCGGGGGACGGCACCUUCCAGAAGUGGGCGGCCGUGGAGGUGCCCCCUGGCGAGGAGCAGAGAUACACGUGCCAUGUGCAGCACGAGGGGCUGCCCGAGCCCCUGACCCUGAGAUGGGAGCCGCCUCCUCAGACCUUCAUCUCCAUCAUCCUGGGCAUCGCUGGGGGCCUGGUUCUGCUGGGAGCUGUGGCUGGAGCUGUGAUGUGGGGGAGGAGGCGCUCAGCAGGUGGAAAAGGAGGGAGCUGCGCUAAGGCUGCCAGCGGUGACAGCGCCCAGGGCUCUGAUGUGUCUCUCUGGGCCUCUAAAGCGUGAGGAGCUGCCUUGUGGGGACUGAGUGAUGGAAGGUGUGUCCACGCUCCCACUUCCUGACUCAGGAACCUCUGAUGGGGGGGCUGGCCCCGCCCUGCUCCCACAUUUUCUGGUCCUGCAGAUGCGGGCUGGGCCCUCACUAUCGCUGUCUUCACUUCCUUAUGCUCUGAGCUGCAAGCUGUUCCUUCCGCAUUGAAAUUAGGUUCUGGGGGUAACUUUGUUCAUUUCUUGCCAAGAGGGGUUGGUGGGUAAAUUAAAGGAGAAGACUCUAAAUUUUGAGAGGAAAUAAAUUAAACACCAAGAACUUUCCAGA